GCCACUUGACAAAAACUUAAUGGGAAUAGCCCUAAAUCAACAUUCAAGACAACAAAAAUUCAAAUUAAUGGCUUACGCUGAUAAUCUCACAAUUGGUAUAGCAUCACACGCAGAAUGGGAUAUUAUCACCAAAGUGUUCCAGAAAUAUGAAGAUGCGUCUAACGCGAAAAUUAAGUCAGUUUUGGUUUCGCUAACGUCUAACGCCCGGCAUAUAGAACACCAAGAGACAAAAAAGUUUAAAAUAUUACCAGACAAUGAGUCGGUUAAAGUACUAGGAUUCGUGUUGGAUUCGCAAAGUAGAAUAAGUAAGAAUACUUGGCCAGAAAUGAUAUUAAAGAUAAAAAAUAUGCUAGGAAAAUUAUCACAGUGUAGCUUAUCUAUCAAGAGGGAGUCCCCUCCAAGAAUAUACGAGGAAAUAAUUACGGUAUCGAAUAUUAAAGAU
Messenger RNA from Racocetra persica, 442 nucleotides. Lineage: Eukaryota; Fungi; Glomeromycota; Glomeromycetes; Diversisporales; Gigasporaceae. The record is from the annotation of a GenBank genome assembly.